This is a messenger RNA of Engraulis encrasicolus (European anchovy), 1122 nucleotides long. It is a transcript of the gene septin5b, whose product is annotated as septin 5b. The transcript is spliced from 12 exons. Gene Ontology annotation, cellular component: synaptic vesicle; septin complex; cell division site. NCBI's taxonomy places the organism in Eukaryota, Metazoa, Chordata, Actinopteri, Clupeiformes, Engraulidae. Gene Ontology annotation, molecular function: GTPase activity; molecular adaptor activity; GTP binding. The coding region runs from base 1 to 1122 and encodes 373 amino acids. Gene Ontology annotation, biological process: cytoskeleton-dependent cytokinesis; regulation of exocytosis; intracellular protein localization. The record is from RefSeq and is a predicted model, not a curated record.
AUGACGGGCAACACCAGUAGGUACCGGAGUCGGAUGAUUAAAUCAGAAGAUGGAGAGGGAGAGGAUAAAGAGUAUGUGGGUUUCGCCACCCUCCCCAACCAGGUCCACAGGAAGUCGGUUAAGAAGGGCUUCGACUUCACCCUCAUGGUGGCAGGGGAGUCUGGCCUGGGAAAGUCCACUCUGGUGAACAGCCUGUUUCUCACAGACCUGCACAAGGACCGGAAGCUGCUUACCGCUGAGGAGCGUAUCAGUCAGACAGUGGAGAUCACCAAGCACACGGUGGACAUUGAGGAGAAGGGGGUGAAGCUGAAGCUGACUAUAGUGGACACACCCGGAUAUGGAGACGCAGUCAACAACACUGAAUGCUGGAAGACGAUCACAGACUACAUUGACCAGCAGUUUGAGCAGUACUUCCGGGACGAGAGCGGGCUGAACAGGAAGAACAUCAUGGACAACCGCGUCCACUGUUGCCUCUACUUCAUCUCCCCUUUUGGACACGGGCUGCGUCCCGUGGACGUGCACUUCAUGCGCGCGCUACAGGAGAAGGUGAACCUGGUGCCACUGAUCGCCAAGGCCGACUGCCUGACGCCCGUGGAGAUACGCAGGAUGAAGGACAGGGUGAGGGAGGAGAUUGAGAAGUUUGGGAUCAAGGUGUACCAGUUCCCGGAGUGCGAGUCGGACGAGGAUGAGGAGUUCAAGCAGCAGGACCGGGAGCUGAAGGAGAGCACCCCGUUUGCGGUGAUCGGCAGCAACACCGUGGUGGAGGCACGAGGACAGAGGGUGCGGGGCAGACUCUACCCAUGGGGCAUCGUGGAAGUGGAGAACUCGGCCCACUGUGACUUUGUGAAGCUGCGCAACAUGCUGAUCCGGACGCACAUGCACGACCUGAAGGACAUCACCUGCGACGUGCACUACGAGAACUACAGGGCCCAGUGCAUUCAGCAGAUGACCAGUAAGAUGACGGCGGAUAACCGUGUGGAGAGCCCCAUCCCCAUCCUGCCGUGCAUAUCCACCCCUGACGUGGAGACCGAGAAGCUCAUCAAGAUGAAGGACGAGGAGCUGCGGAGGAUGCAGGAGAUGCUCCAGAAGAUGCAACAACAGAUGCACGAGCAGGACCUGUGA